Calidris pugnax (ruff) is the source of this 597-nucleotide messenger RNA. RefSeq names its product olfactory receptor 14A16-like. The record is from RefSeq and is a predicted model, not a curated record. Gene Ontology annotation, molecular function: olfactory receptor activity. NCBI's taxonomy places the organism in Eukaryota, Metazoa, Chordata, Aves, Charadriiformes, Scolopacidae. The coding region runs from base 4 to 597 and encodes 197 amino acids. The transcript has a single exon. Gene Ontology annotation, cellular component: membrane. Gene Ontology annotation, biological process: G protein-coupled receptor signaling pathway.
GUCAUGUCCUAUGACCGCUACGUUGCCAUCUGCAAACCCCUGCACUACGGGACCCUCCUGGGCAGCAGAGCUUUUCUCCACAUGGCAGCAGCUGCCUGGGGUUAUGGGUUUCUCACAACUCUUCUGCACACUACCAAUGUAUUUUCCCUACCCCUUUGCCAGGGCAAUGCCCUGGACCAGUUCUUCUGUGAGAUCCCCCAGAUCCUCAAGCUCUCCUGCUCAGACACAGACUACUUCAGGGAAGUUGGGCUUAUUAUACUUAGUGCCUGUUUACUUUUUACGGGUUUUGUGUUCAUUGUGUUCUCCUAUGUGCAGAUCUUCAGGGCCGUGCUGAAGAUCCCCUCGGAGCAGGGACGGCACAAAGCCUUUUCCAUGUGCCUCCCUCACCUGGCCGUGGUCUCCCUGUUCAUCAGCACUGCCAUGGUUGCCUACAUGAAACCUUCAUCCAUCUCCUCUCCAUCCCUCGAUCUAGUGAUGGCUGUUUUGUAUGCAGUGGUGCCUCCAGCAGUGAACCCCCUCAUCUACAGCAUGAGGAACCAGGAGCUCAGGGAUGCCCUGAGGAAACUGAUCCAAUUGCUUUUACAGUAUUUACAGUAA